GUUUAGUCUUUGGAGUGCCUGUGAGAGGAAAGCGUUCACAUCUCGCUCCAAAUCAUGCAUUCUCAGUUGAAUCUCCGGCGGCCAAUCAAGCUGUAGUAUUGCUCUGGUGGUCGAAAUAACGACGGUGAGGGAUUAUAGAUUUGGUUGGAAUAGAAGAGUAUUUUUGGAGACAGCGAUUGAUAGGGACGGAAGUGAGUGAGGAAGGUGGAGAGGACUGAGAAGAGAUGAAAGGCGUCGGUGGCGGUGUGGGAGGCGUUUCUCCGGCGAAACGGAGGUGGAGAAGCCUUGUCAUUGGCGUGCUUUUCCUUGUUGUUCUCUCCAUGCUUGUUCCACUCGGAUUCUUGCUCGGUCUUCACAAUGGCUUUCACUCUCAUGGUUUCGUGCCCAUUCAACACACUUCACAGUCCAAUGUUAUUGGAGAUUUUGAUAGAUAUGGCACCAGAGACUUUUGGAAUCAUUCACAGGGUGCUAGUUCAAACCAUAUAGAUGACCUUCUGCGGCAAAUUGAACCAAAGUUGCCAAAGGAUGUUAUUGGAAACAUAGUGAAUGAAGCUACAAACAAAACAAUUAGUCUGACUGCCUCAGUUAAUAGUCAACCGAAAAUAGGUGUCCCAGUGCCACUUCCUGCUGUGCGGCAACCACCUCCCAAUAAAAAUAAUGUUGGAUUUGGUGGUAAGGGAUUCACUGGAAAUUCCAAAGGUAGCAUCAACGAAAGUGGAAGGUUAUGUGAAUUGAGAUAUGGAAGCUACUGCCUUUGGCGUGAAGAAAAUAGGGAAGAAAUGAAGGAUGAUAUGGUGAAGAAAUUGAAGGACCGGCUUUUUGUGGCAAGGGCUUAUUUUCCUAGCAUUGCAAAAAUUCCAGCUCAGAAUAAAUUGUCUCGUGAACUAAAACAGAAUAUUCAAGAGUUAGAGCGAGUGCUAAGUGAAAGUACUACAGAUGCUGAUCUUCCAUCACAGAUUGAGAAGAAGUUACAGAGUAUGGAGGCUGCAAUAGCCAAAGCUAAAUCAGUCCCCACUGUGGAUUGUAAUAACGUGGACAAGAAAUUGAGACAAAUACUUGACAUGACUGAGGAUGAAGCUAACUUCCAUAUGAGGCAGUCUGCCUUCCUCUUUCAACUUGCAGUCCAUACCAUGCCUAAGAGUCUACACUGCCUGAAUAUGAAACUAACUGUGGAAUAUUUCAAAUCUCAUUCAUUUGAUAAGGAGUCUGAAAGAUUUUCUGAUCCUAAGUUACACCAUUAUAUUAUCUUCUCCAAAAAUGUACUAGCAUCAUCAGUUGUAAUCAACUCUACAGUUAUGCAUGCAAGAGAAAGUGAGAACCAGGUUUUUCACGUGUUAACUGAUAGACAAAACUACUAUGCAAUGAAACUUUGGUUCUUCAAUAAUACUUACAAGGAUGCUGCAGUUCAAGUGUUGAAUAUUGAAGAAUUUAACUUAGAUCAUCUUGAGCAAGCAAAUCUUUCUCCCCUGUUCUUACCUAUGGAGUUUCGUGUUUCUUUUCACAGUGUUGAUAAUGCUGGGGCAAUCCAUAAUGGAACGCAAUACAUGUCUACUUUUUCUCAUUCACAUUAUAUUCUUCCCGAGAUAUUCAAAAGUUUGGAGAAGGUUGUGAUUCUGGAUGAUGAUGUCGUUGUCCAACAAGACUUGUCAGAACUAUGGAGUAUGAACAUGGGAGGGAAAGUCAAUGGUGCUUUACAAUUUUGCUCAGUGAGGUUGGGUCAGCUGAAAAGCUACUUGGGUGAAAGUGGUUUUGAUAAGAAUUCUUGUUCAUGGAUGUCUGGAUUAAAUGUAAUUGAUCUAGUCAGGUGGAGAGAGCUAGGCCUUUCUGAAACUUACAGGAGGUUUGUAAGAGAGCAGGCAAACAUGGGAGAGGGAUCAGCACUGCAGGCAAGCUUUCUUACCUUCCAGGACCUAAUUUAUGCUCUUGAUGGGAUGUGGGCUUUAUCAGGGCUGGGUCAUGACUAUGGGCUUGAAAUUGGAGACAUCAAGAAGGCUGCAGUUUUGCACUAUAAUGGAAAUAUGAAGCCUUGGCUGGAGUUGGGAAUCCCAAAGUACAAAGAAUAUUGGAGGAAGUUUCUGAACCAAGAACAUCAAUUCUUAAGUGAGUGCAAUGUGCAUCCAUGAUGAACAGGUUCAGGUUUUUACCAUCUGAGUUUUGAAGGCUCUAGAAGCUAGCUGCUGAAGGUUUUUUACUUCAAGCUAGAUUUUCAGAAGAGAUAAUGGACAGUAGCAACAUGGUGACUGAUGAUGAAUCUUACAAAUGAUUAUUUCUGAUUUUUUUGGGUAAAUAAAUGGGGUUGGUAUUCUACCUAGUACUUCAGCGGAAAGGGAUCAGAUUUCCUCAGAGGUGACCACAGUUGCUAGGGCAAGAAAGAUUUGAGGUUUUAAUCCGAUUUGUUGGACAAUCCAGGGAUUGAUGGAAGAGCUUUAUCUUUAUUCUCCUGCUCCUCGCUCGGUCCGGUAAAACUUUUGACAAACAAUUAUUCUACACGGAAGUGUGUGAUGGUAUCAUGUUCGUCGAUAGCCAAGUUGUAAAUGAUUGUUUGUGAGAAGGCAAGGGGUGGUUUGCCCUUCAGAGUAGGUCAUUCUUCUUUUAGAUUGCUAUGGUUUGCCCUUCAGAGUAGGUCAUUCUUCUUUUAGAUUGCUAUUUAUUUGAUUUGAAAUUUGUUUUGAUUAGGUCAUAAGGAAAAUUAAUGGACUAAUUUUCUAUAAAGAAUUUGUAUUGUUUAAUAGUUGACUCCUCCAUUAUGUACCAGUUGAAUUGACAUUCUGCCUGAAUUGUGGCUCUCUUACUUCGAAAUUGGAACCAUUGAAUGAUACCUCUUCUUAAGUCAUUUCUUGUCCACUGCUAACUCCAGCUGAAUCUCAAUCCCCUCCCCUUUUUUCGUUUGGGUUUUUGUUUUAUAAAAAUUUCCUGAUCAU
Molecule: messenger RNA, 2921 nt
Organism: Rubroshorea leprosula
Lineage: Eukaryota; Viridiplantae; Streptophyta; Magnoliopsida; Malvales; Dipterocarpaceae
Source: the annotation of a GenBank genome assembly